GGCUGGGGGCGGCCGGGUCGGCCCUCGCCGGGAUCCCAUUCCUCCUCCCUCGGUGCAUGGUCGCGGCGGGAGCGGAGGAGGGUGAGCCCGGCGGGGCGCGGGCCGGAGGCGGCGGCGAGAGCGGAGCCCCAGCGCGGAGGAGCCGCCUCUGCCCGAGAGCGGUAUUGCCAGGUGUCUGAAGUGGUUGACUAAGACCUAAGGAUUUGGAACAGUGGUGUAUGAUGUCAAACAGUGGGCAGUCCUUGUAGCCUCCCCCACCAGCCUGCAGUGUCAUGUGCCAGUAUGAAUGUUAAGGAAGAAACGCGUGCUUCAGAGCUCAGCAUCCCAGAAAGAAAAAAGGAGGAACUAAACAGAGAGAGCGAAUGAUUGCACUGCUUGCAAGACUUGAGGCUGCUCACUUCUCCUGAGAAACUUCAUCUUGGCCUUUGUGAGAGAGUUGGAAAAGUAGUCAGAGCAGCCACAGUGAUAUUCUUAGAGUCCUUUUCCUUUUUUAAUUUAAUUUUUUCUGCCUCGUGUCUGGAUUUUAAGUGUGCUGCACUGAUCACAAGCACUGGACAUCAAUAUGUGUCAUGUCAUUGUAACGUGUCGGUCGAUGCUAUGGACUCUCCUGAGUAUCGUGGUGGCUUUUGCAGAGCUCAUUGCCUUCAUGAGUGCAGACUGGCUGAUUGGCAAAGCAAAGCCUUCCAGCUCCGAGGAGGUGGACAACAGAAUGGGGGGACAGCAGGAGCCCUACCGUCCAACGCUGGGCAUCUACGGGCGCUGCACCAGGAUCUCCCACAUGCAGGUCUCCAGACGAGACACGCUUUGUGGUCCUUACGCUGAAAACUUCAGUGAGAUUGCCAGUGGGUUCUGGCAGGCAACCGCUAUUUUCCUAGCCAUGGGAAUCAUGAUUCUCUGCACCGUGGCAUUUGUGUCUGUCUUUACUAUGUGCGUGCAGAGUAUUAUGAAGAAAAGCAUUUUUAAUGUCUGUGGGCUGCUACAAGGGAUUGCAGGGCUCUUCCUUAUCUUAGGCUUGAUACUUUACCCUGCAGGUUGGGGAUGCCAGAAGGCGAUAAGCUAUUGUGGACCUUAUGCUUCUGCUUACAAACUGGGAGACUGCUCCUUGGGCUGGGCUUUCUACACAGCCAUCGGUGGCACCGUUCUGACCUUCAUCUGCGCGGUCUUCUCGGCGCAAGCUGAAAUAGCCACAUCCAGUGACAAAGUGCAAGAAGAAAUAGAAGAAGGAAAAAACCUUAUCUGCCUCCUUUAACUCCAGUGGGGAAAAAUACCAGCACCUGGAUCUUUAUCUGCUUUCCAUUGACUGGGCAAGCAGAUCCAUUUACCUGUUUUUAACAUUUGUGUGAUUGAGCCCCAUGCAUUCCAACCCUGAACUACUGAAAGGGUCUUUCUUCUUUGCUGGGCAGUGAGGAUCAGAGAAAGGAUCCCAGGAAAGCAGAAUGUAAAUACUUGGGGAUAUUUUUAGUUUCAUUCUGUGAUCAGGACACAGUGGAAUAUAUUAAUCCGACUGGGGAUGUGAGUAAUCACAUGUAUAUAGCAGGAAUGUUGUUAAAACUGAAAAAUUCUGAUUAAUCGGAUUGCCUAACCCUCCUUGGUCACUUUGAAGAGUAAUAAAAGCCAGCACAUUUUUUUUUCUUAAGCAAAAGAGAAGCCUAUUUUAAUGAGGCUUUGUUUCCAAGGGCUCCCUUCACUGGUGUAUAUUUCUUCACCAUCAUCUGGUUUGGUACCAUUUUCACGGAGGUGCUUUUUGGUACUGAACUUCCUAGAAGUGCAGUGUCUUCUUCGAUAUUAACUCUAUGUUGAGAGAGCAAAGCUGACAUUUACACCAGUCUCAAGGCAUUUAGACAGUCAAGUCCUUGCCAGGUUUCUCUCUCUUGAAACUUAAAGCACAAGGUGUGUGCAACUUAUUACUUAGCAGGUAAAUAUUGUUUCCACUGACUAGACAGAGAAGCUGUUAUUAGAUAGGCUCUCACCUGAUUCAGAUAAAACUGAAAUAUUUCUACAGCCUUUAUUAAAACUUCCGAAAUCUCAAGGAGACAACAGCUCCCCACAGCACCAGCCUUAUCUGGGCUGCAGCCUCUCCUACAACUGUGGAUUCCACAUUGUAAUUCAACAUUGUACCUUUUCUCUCGUCAGUGAAACGUCAUUCCCAGCCUACAGAUCAGUCUGUCUCAUGACCCAGACACACAUGAGUCUUUAGGAAAUUUAAAAUUUUCAGGAAGCCUUUACAAAUUCUAGAUGGCUGGGAAGAUUUUUUUUGUUUUGUUUUGGUUUUUUUUUUUUGUUUGUGUAGUAGUAGACCUUUUUCCAACUAAAUCAGCAGAAAUUAAACAGACGUUGCCACAAAUGCCAUUUUUUCUCAAAGCCAGCUCGUGUUAUUUGUGGUGGUGCCUCACUUACUAGAACUACUUCUGAUACCAAGUUUGUAAGGUAUUUUAACAAACUAAGGAAUGACGCAACUGUACCAUAGGAGCAUUGGGGAUAACUGAUCUGAGUAGUUCUAAUUAAAUACUAGGUGAAUUUUAGAUUCCUUUUCCUAUUUCUUGGUAGUUUAACAUCAUCUAGUGACAAUGUUGCUUCACUCUUACACAGAGCAGAGAUUCUUGGUUUUGCCUGGUCAGUCCCUUAAAAUGUGUCAUUAGUUAUUAUUAAAAUCUUUACUGUCCAGGUAGGUAGCUGCUUUCAAGGCACUGCUGAUGUGCUUCACAAGACAAGAGCUGUUCAGCAGUCCUGGUGGCGGGCCCAGGGCAGCCUGGAGGAUUGGCAA
Messenger RNA from Melozone crissalis (California towhee), 2764 nucleotides. RefSeq names its product LHFPL tetraspan subfamily member 2 (gene LHFPL2). The transcript has 4 exons. Lineage: Eukaryota; Metazoa; Chordata; Aves; Passeriformes; Passerellidae. The record is from RefSeq and is a predicted model, not a curated record. Gene Ontology annotation, cellular component: membrane. The coding region runs from base 563 to 1249 and encodes 228 amino acids.